Molecule: messenger RNA, 1164 nt
Organism: Oikopleura dioica
Lineage: Eukaryota; Metazoa; Chordata; Appendicularia; Copelata; Oikopleuridae
Source: the annotation of a GenBank genome assembly
AUGAAAGCGAUUUACUUCGUUGCCUUCUUCGAUCUCUUUGCAGUCUCCCUUAUAGUUCCUUCUCUUUCUGGUCACUUCUUGGAAAAUAACGUCGUCUGGGUGGGUUCUAUCUACGGCAUCGCCCAGCUGUUCUCUCAACCUUUCUUCGGGCGACUUGCGGAUAGUUAUGGCACUAGAAAUGUCACUAUUUGCUCUUUGCUGAUCUCGUCAUUCUCUUACUAUCUACUUUCUCAAGGGACCGGCUUGGCAAUUCUCAUCCUCGCGCGUAUCAUUGCUGGUGGCUCAAAGCAAACGCAAGAACUCUCCCGUCUCGUUAUCGUAAACGAAGAAACAGAAGAAAAUCGAGCACGCGUGGUCGGCCUUUUCAACUCCAUCGGCUCUGCUGGCUUCAUCCUCGGCCCAAUGAUCAGUGGAUUCAUCCGAGAAUCAUUUCCAACUGAUGGAUUUUACAUCUGCGCCAAGCUGACAUCGCUCAUUUUCGUAAUGAACGCAGCGCUCGUCUUUUUCUUCGUCGAACAAAAUAAUUCGAUUUCGCAAAAGAAAGAAAAAUCGAAGAAAGAGCAGCCGGGAAUCAAAUCGACAGUGUCGCAAUUGUUGAAAAUGUGGGACUUGUGUCUGCUGCGGUUGAUGCUGACAAUGGCGAUUUUGAUGGCGCGAUUCGUGAUGCCGAUUCUUUCGGAGCGCGCUUUCGGCCCUGUCAGAGCGGGAAUGCUCACUUCCUACACUUCUUUGGCGGGCACUGUUUCUGCCGCUCUGGCUUCUAAUAUCAUUCCAAAUUUGUCGAAAACUUACGAUUUGAAGCAGCUAGAAUUGUUUACUUGCGCUGGUCUCGCUGCAUCUGUUCUAGCGCUAGCACUUUUGUGGGGAAAUUCCUUUUGGCUCCUUUUCCUCGCCGUUCUCUUCAUCAACUGUUUCUUCACACAAUGCUCAAGAAUCCUCCUGACGCAAUUAACCGUCGCCCGCGCGCCGGUCGAAAACCGCGGCACGAUCAUGGGCUCGGUUACUUCGCUCACAGCAGUCAGCCGAUCCUUAUGCGACUUUGCGAACGCGUUUCUGCUUUCCUUUGGCGAUCUGGGUCCGUUACUUGCUUCUGCGCUGCUUUGCUCAUUUUCAAGUCUACUCGUUGCAAAGGCGAUUCCCAAAACUAAGCUCAAGGCGUCUUAA